Mercenaria mercenaria is the source of this 1746-nucleotide messenger RNA. RefSeq names its product arginine and glutamate-rich protein 1-like. The record is from RefSeq and is a predicted model, not a curated record. Bases 387 to 1655 code for a protein of 422 amino acids. The transcript has a single exon. Gene Ontology annotation, biological process: protein homooligomerization. NCBI's taxonomy places the organism in Eukaryota, Metazoa, Mollusca, Bivalvia, Venerida, Veneridae.
UAAAAGAAAACGACAUUGCUAGAAGUAAAAUACAUUAUGAUUAUACACUGUAAUGCAAUAUGGGUUAGAAUAUUGAGAAAUUGUACUUAAUCGAUUUUUUUUUAUUCCAGAAAAGAUAUACUUGCAAAAUCUGUGGGGACAUUCACUUUACAACAAGGGGCAAAUGUCGAUCGCAUCUGAUUGAGCAGCACAGCCAAAUUAGCUACAAAUGUAUAAACUGUGGGAAGAUCUUUUUACGAAAUACCCCUGGAAAUUAUUGCCACACAUCAAGACAGGACUUUGUAAGGUAUCACACAGUUUCUGGUGCAAGAGGGGUGGAGGCGGAGAAGAUUCUGCAAGAAUACAUUAGAAAUGUAGACAGUCUUAUCAUUGACCAACAUGCCCCAAUGAUAAGAAUCCCAACUAGACCAAAAGCUUCCUAUGGUAACAAGAGAAAGAUGAACUUAACUUCAACCAAUGAUCAAGGAAAUAAACGUCCUUGUAACAGAGAUAGAUCACCAUCAGCAAAAUCUUCACCGAAUUUGUCCUCUUCAUCACGUUCUUCGUCAACAUCAUCAAAUUCAUCAUCAACGUCAAAUUCAUCAUCAACUUCAUCAAGUACUAACACUUCAUCAUCAACAAGUGAAAUGGAAGACCUUGAAAGCACUGUAAUUGAUUUGCAGUUGAGUGAAACAAGUAAUGAAGACAUACACGUUGAAAGGGAGAAAUUGAAAAAACAAAGGGAAGAAGACAGGAAGAGAAGGGAAGAGGAAGAUAGGAGAAGGGCAGAGGAAGAGAAAGAAAGGAAACGGAUUGAGGAAGAAAUUAGGAAAGAAGAAAUGGAAUUAGAGAUGGAAGAAAAGAAAAAAAAUGAACAGAAAAAGAAAGAUGAAAUGAAAAAAAAAGGAGAGAUGGAGGCACAGAGAAAGAAAGAAGAAAUGAGAAAAAUUGAGGAAAAAAGACAGCAAGAGAAAAAGGAAGCACAGAAUGAAGAAGAAUUGAGAAAUAGUAAGAUAGAAGAACAACGGAAAAAAGAGGAGGAAAUGAAGAAGAUAGAAGAGGAGAAAGAGAAAACAAGAAAGAAAGAGGAGGAAAUGAAGAAGAUAGAAGCAGAGAAACAAAGAAAGAAUGAGGAGGAGAGGAAGAUACGAGAAGAGGAGAAAGAAAGAAAGAAAGAGGAGGAAAUGAAGAAGAAAGAAGAGGAGAAAAAGGAUGAACAAAGAAGGAAUGAAAAAAAGAAAGAACAAGAGAAGAAAAAUGAAGAAGAAAUUAAUAAAACAGAAAAGAAACGAUUGGAUGACAGACAAAGAGAGAACAAAAAGAAACUAAAUAAAGUUGAAAUGAUAAGAAAUUACCAACAAAAAAGAAUUAGACUGAAUGUAUCUGGAAAGAUCUACGAAACAACAACCACUACACUGAAGGCAUCUGCAGGAGUUUUAAGUGACCUAGCAGAUCUUGACACUGAAGAAAUAUUUUUGGACAGAGAUUUCAAAUUUUUUCCCAUUAUUCUAAAUUAUUUAAGGAGUGAAGCCAACAAGGACAGUUUCCCGUUAAAGAUUCUUCCCAGCAGUAGAAGUGAAUUCAGAGAGUUGUUGUUUGAAACAAAAUUUUAUGCCCUCCCUAUUUUAGAAAAGCUAGUAAGAGAAAAGAAAGAUAAAGAUUACUGUAUUAGUUAAUGAAAAAGAAUUACAGAAUUUGAAAUAUAAUAGAAAUGAAGAAGAAAUAUAACAUUUGAAAUAUAAUGAAAAUGAAGAAGAAAUUCAACAU